CAACAUUCGACAUUUGGUUAAAGAGUUGAUAACAAGUUUUUAACAAGUUUUAACAUCUAUACAAGAAGCAACAAAUUAAAAAAAAAGAAGCUUGAGUUUUUUUUCCUUUAAGAAGGAUUUUUUAAAUUUGUUAAACAAUAUGUCUCUGUUAAAAUUGGUUUUUGUCUUCUUGGCUGUGACUGCAACGAGCAUCAACGCAAGUGUUGGACCACAUUUUGAUCUAGCACCUGCGCCUGGAGUUUACGGGGCACCUACAUUCUUACCUCCCCCGGUUCUACCACCACCUGUUUUCCCAGGACCAGGACUUCAUGUCGCACCAACAGCACCUAUAUCUCCAGCACCAGCACCAGUUCUACCAGCUCCAGCACCUUUAUGGCCUGCACCGGUUCUUCCUGCCCCAACAACACCAUUCUGGCCAGCACCAGCCCCAGUCUCGUAUUUCCCUGCCCCAGCUCCCUUAGCUGCUGCACCACUUCCACCAGUCUUCGACCCUAUCCCAUUCUCUGUUCCUACCUACCGUGCCAUCCCCGGACCCAUAACAAAACAUCAUCAUCUUUCUCUUGGAUUUGCCCAUCCAGUUCAAGUUCAAUCGGCCAAGGUUAUUGCAGCUCCAGCACCCCAUGUUCAUCCAUUUAAGUUAGUCGAUGCUCACUCUCACGCCCAUAUUCACACACAUUCGGCGCCACUACUUAGUCUACCACAUCAUCACCAUCAAUGGUGAUUUUUUGAGUUAUAGUUUAAGUAGAAACCCUCCCUAAACUGCAGAGGACGAAAAUUUGUAUGCGUACCAAAGAGUAUUUAAGUUUUAAUAUUGAAUAUUUUGAUUCUAUUAUGUUAGUAAAUUUUAUGUUUAAGAUAAAAAAUGUAUAAAAUAUCUUUUUUAUGCUCUUAAUACCUGUGAGUUGUAAUAUUAAAUGAUAGAAGAAGAAAUAAAUUUUAGCAGAUUGAACUUAUAAUUCCAAAUAAAAUAAAAAAAGAACGAGUUAA
Messenger RNA from Eupeodes corollae, 987 nucleotides. RefSeq lists its product as uncharacterized. The transcript has 2 exons. Bases 140 to 721 code for a protein of 193 amino acids. The record is from RefSeq and is a predicted model, not a curated record. NCBI's taxonomy places the organism in Eukaryota, Metazoa, Arthropoda, Insecta, Diptera, Syrphidae.